Molecule: messenger RNA, 1689 nt
Organism: Trichosurus vulpecula (common brushtail)
Lineage: Eukaryota; Metazoa; Chordata; Mammalia; Diprotodontia; Phalangeridae
Product: keratin, type II cytoskeletal 2 epidermal-like
Exons: 9
Coding region: 1-1689 (562 amino acids)
Biological process (GO): intermediate filament organization; keratinization
Cellular component (GO): keratin filament
Molecular function (GO): structural constituent of skin epidermis
Source: RefSeq, a predicted model, not a curated record
AUGAGCAGGCAGGCUGUCUGGAAAUCCCAAAGUGGAGGUUACAGCAGCGGCUCUGCUGUCCUGCCUGGCAGGAGCCGGAGAGUGGCUGGAAGCUCCUCUGUUCUGAAAAUUGGAAGCUGUUCUGGAGGCAGAGGGGUCGGCUCUAGCAGCCGGAGCCUUGUCAACCUCGGUGGGCACAAGAGCAUCCUUACCAGUGUGGCAGGUGGAGAUCAAGGAAGCCUGGGCUAUGGAAGCUGCACAGUGGUGGGCCUUGGAAGUGGACGUUUAAGUGGUGGCAGUUUUGGAGCAGGAGGCUUUGGCCUAGGUGGUUUGGGAGGAGUUGGUCUAGGCGGUGGGUCCUUUGGCCCUAAUAUCUACCCUGGUGGGAUCCAUGAAGUGGUUACCAACCCGAGCCUAUUGGUGCCUCUGGAUGUGAAGAUAGACCCUGAGGUCCAACAGGUGAAGACUCAGGAGCGGGAGCAGCUUAAGGCCCUCAACAACCAAUUUGCUACCUUCAUUGACAAGGUGCGGUUCCUGGAGCAGCAAAACCAGGUCCUGAAGACCAAAUGGGACCUACUUCAGCAGGUGAAUGUCAGUACUGGCACUACCAAUCUGGACUCCGUCUUUGAAGCCUACCUCAGCAGCCUGCGGGCCCAGGUGGACAAUCUCAAGUCCCAGAAGAGCCACCAGGAUGCAGAGCUGCAGACAACUCAGGACUCAAUGGAAGACUUCAAGAAGAAAUACGAAACAGAAAUCAACACCCGUACAAAUGCUGAGAAUGACUUUGUGGUGCUUAAGAAGGAUGUGGAUGCUGCCUACACAGUUAAAGUUGACCUCACCACUAAAGUGGACAAUCUGCAGCAAGAAAUCGAAUUCCUCACAGUUCUGUAUGAGACUGAAUUGGCCCAAGUGCAUCAAACUGUAAGUGACACCAAUGUGGUCCUUUCCAUGGAUAAUAAUCGUACCCUGAACCUAGACAGCAUCCUGGAGGAGAUCCAAACUCAGUAUGAAGAUAUUGCCCAGAGGAGUAAGACAGAAGCUGAUACCUUGUACCAGGCCAAGUACCAAGAGCUCCAGAUCACUGCAGGGAAACAUGGUGAAGAUGUUAGGGUACUCAGGACUGAGAUCAGUGAGCUGAGCCGGACCAUUCAGAGACUACGUGCAGAAAUCGACCGUGUCAAGAAACAGAAUGCUGCAGUGGAACAGGCCAUCUUGGAGGCUGAGCAGAAAGGCGAGAAGACUGUCAAAGAUGCCCAUGACAAGCUGGCCCAGCUGGAGCAUGCCCUGCAGCAGAGCAAGGAAGAACUCACUCGGCUGCUUCGGGACUACCAGGAUCUGCUGAAUGUCAAGUUGGCCCUCGAUGUGGAGAUUGCUACCUACAGGAAGCUGCUGGAGGGAGAAGAGGGCAGGCUUUCUGGAGACGUGUCCAGUGCUGUGAGCUAUUCUGUGGUUACCAGCAGUGUCUCAUCUACUGGGGUAGCAUCAACAAGCCUUGGUCAUGGGAGCAAGAGCUCUGGAGAUGGAAGCAACAGAUACAGCUCUGGAGUUGAAUAUAGCUCCAGCACCAGGUCUGGCUCUACGCCUGCUACUUCUGGAUCUGCAGGGGCCAGCUCUGGAUCUGGAACCCAAGAAUCUAGUUCUACGAAGACCCAGGGUUACAGCUCAGGGCAGGGAAGUCAGGAGGGCUACCAUACCCGAGUGAAGUUCUAA